Molecule: messenger RNA, 327 nt
Organism: Prunus armeniaca (apricot)
Lineage: Eukaryota; Viridiplantae; Streptophyta; Magnoliopsida; Rosales; Rosaceae
Source: the annotation of a GenBank genome assembly
AUGUCUUCGUCUUCAUCUCCCGCUCAAACAAAGAGGUGUCAGUAUUGUGGAGCGGCAAUGGUGCUUCGGGUUUCAAAAUCAGAUAAAAAUCGCGGGAAGGCAUUUUGGAAGUGUCUAACCUCCUAUGGAGCCACCAGCUGCAAUGGAUUCGAAUGGGUUGAUGUAACCUCCGCUGAAGCAGAUCAGCAAGCUGACACGUAUGAUGCUACAGUGCUUAAUAUGCUGAAGUCCAUUAAGGGACUUGGUAUUAGUUUUAUUAGUUGUAUCAAUUGUCAUAUUAUUUGUUCUUUUAAUGACCAAUUAAGUGCACGGUUUCAAGGAUUGUAA